Hevea brasiliensis (rubber tree) is the source of this 4466-nucleotide messenger RNA. RefSeq names its product FACT complex subunit SPT16. The coding region runs from base 791 to 4018 and encodes 1075 amino acids. The transcript has 3 exons. Gene Ontology annotation, cellular component: FACT complex. NCBI's taxonomy places the organism in Eukaryota, Viridiplantae, Streptophyta, Magnoliopsida, Malpighiales, Euphorbiaceae. Gene Ontology annotation, biological process: positive regulation of transcription elongation by RNA polymerase II; transcription elongation by RNA polymerase II. The record is from RefSeq and is a predicted model, not a curated record. Gene Ontology annotation, molecular function: nucleosome binding.
AGAAGCGACUGGAGGGAAGUGGCCUGACCCCUCACAUAUAAAUUGCCAUUUCUACUUGAUUGGUGACCCCUCUGGAUUUUUUUGUUCUAACCCUCUGCUUUUGAUCUUCUUCGACCUUUCCUCAUCCUGGAUCGUUAGAUCGAGAGUGCUUAACUGCAGGAACAGGAAAAAAUCGAUUUGUGAUUCGUUAAUUAUUUAUUAGAUUCGAGCUUGUUCAAUAGGAAAGUGAGAUUUUGAUGAGAUUUCCCUUUUUACAUAGGGAUGCUGUGCAUCGGCUACUUGGGAGAGGGGAAGGUGUAAGUUUAUCUACUUCUCUUUUUGGUUUCUGAGCAAAAUGAAUGGAAGUAAAAGCUAACUAUGAAAAUGAUUUGAGUGUUUUAUUAGCUGGGAACUUGAAAGGAUGAACUUAAUUUUGGACAAGGAAAGUGCUUUUAUCGAGUUGAACAAAGCAAGACACUCAAGAUACCCAGUACUUCUUGCAUUUUUGCAUCUCUCUGCAAUAAUAGAUUAUAGAUAUCGGGUAGCUCUUUAAUUUUAUGAUCAAAGAUUGGAAAGAAGUUCAUUGUUUAAUAAACCUGAGAAGCAAUAAGUUGGGAACUUAGUCCUCAUUUUGUGAAGUAUUCACUCAGUGCCAUUUUUGUUUAAGUCAUGAAAGUCUUUUUGGUCAGCCUUUCGUCAAAUGGAGAGAGAGAUUAAACUGACAUUUGUUUGUAUUUUAUCGAUCUGCAGGUCAGCAUGCUUAUCUAGCUGAGUUGUUGGGAAAUCAAAAUCUGUAUUUGUACUACUUUCAAUGGGUGAUCACAAUGCUAAUGUUCGGCCUUCUAAUAGCAAGUCUUCAGGGGCCACCAAUCCUUAUUCUAUAGAUUUGGAUAACUUCACUAAGCGGUUGAAACUGUUAUAUUCACAUUGGAGUGAAAACAACAGUGACCUGUGGGGUGCUUCUGAUGCUCUUGCUGUAGCAACACCUCCGCCUUCUGAGGAUCUGCGGUACCUGAAGUCAUCGGCACUGAAUAUUUGGUUGGUUGGUUAUGAGUUUCCAGAGACCAUUAUGGUCUUCAUGAAGAAGCAGGUUCAUUUCUUAUGCAGUCAGAAAAAGGCUUCUCUGCUUGAUGUUGUGAAGAAAUCUGCCAAGGAUUCUGUUGGGGUUGAAGUUGUGAUGCAUGUGAAGGCCAAAAGUGAUGAUGGAAGUGGCUUGAUGGAUAACAUUUUUCGUGCUGUCCAUGCUCAGUCAAACUCUAAUGGUCAUGAUACUCCUGUCAUCGGGCACAUAGCAAAAGAAAGUCCUGAAGGGAAGCUUUUGGAGAUAUGGGAUGGAAAGUUAAAGAAUGCAAAUUGUGAGUUAAGUGAUGUGACAAAUGGGUUCUCAGAGUUGUUUGCUGUCAAAGACAACAUUGAGCUUACUAAUGUGAGGAAAGCAGCAUUCUUGACUUCAUCAGUCAUGAAGCAGUUUGUGGUACCAAAGCUCGAAAAGGUGAUUGAUGAGGAGAAGAAGGUCUCCCAUUCUUCAUUGAUGGAUGACACAGAGAAGGCAAUUUUAGAACCUGCUAGAAUUAAGGUGAAGCUGAAGGCAGAGAAUAUUGACAUAUGUUACCCUCCAAUUUUUCAGAGUGGGGGAGAAUUUGAUCUGAAGCCAAGUGCUGCAAGCAAUGAUGAGAAUCUUUACUAUGACUCCACUAGUGUGAUUGUAUGUGCAAUUGGAUCCCGAUACAAUAGCUACUGCUCAAAUGUUGCUAGAACUUUUUUGAUUGAUGCCAAUUCCAUGCAGAGCAAGGCAUAUGAAGUCCUGCUUAAAGCCCAAGAAGCAGCAAUCGGUGCAUUGAAAUCUGGGAACAAAGUCAGUGCUGUUUAUCAAGCAGCACUUGCUGUAGUUGAGAAGGACGCACCUGAAUUGGCUGGAAGCUUGACUAAAACUGCAGGAACUGGAAUUGGCCUUGAGUUUCGUGAGUCAGGACUUAGUCUUAAUUCCAAAAAUGAUCGAAUUUUGAAACCUGGAAUGGUUUUCAAUGUGUCACUUGGCUUUCAGAAUUUGCAGACAGAGACUAAAAACCCAAAGACCCAGAAAUUUUCAGUGUUGCUCGCAGAUACAGUGAUUGUUGGUGAAAAGCUCCCUGAUGUAGUAACUUCAAAGUGUUCCAAAGCUGUCAAGGAUGUGGCAUAUUCAUUCAAUGAUGAUGAUGAUGAAGAAGAAGAACGGCCCAAAGCCAGACUUGAAGAUAAAGGGGGCGAGACAACUUUGUCUAAGGCAACACUCAGGUCAGACAACCAGGAAAUAUCGAAGGAAGAACUACGAAGGCAGCACCAGGCUGAACUUGCCCGGCAGAAGAAUGAAGAGACAGCCAGGAGGCUUGCUGGUGGGGGGUCUUCCGCGUCAGACAAUCGAGGUUUUGUGAAGACGAUUGGUGAUUUGAUUGCAUAUAAGAAUGUCAAUGACCUACCCCCUCCAAGAGACUUGAUGAUUCAGAUUGACCAGAAGAAUGAGGCUGUUCUAUUGCCAAUUCAUGGAACCAUGGUCCCUUUCCAUGUUGCUACUGUCAAGAGUGUGUCCAGCCAGCAGGAUAGUAAUCGAACCUGCUACAUACGGAUAAUAUUUAAUGUUCCUGGCACCCCGUUCAGUCCUCAUGAUGCAAACACUCUCAAGUUUCAAGGGUCAAUAUAUUUGAAGGAAGUUUCGUUUCGCUCCAAGGAUUCUAGGCAUAUAAGUGAAGUGGUACAACAGAUUAAAACCCUGCGUCGGCAGGUCACUUCCAGAGAGUCUGAGAGGGCUGAAAGGGCAACCUUAGUUACUCAGGAAAAGCUGCAAUUUGCAUCUGCCAAGUUCAAGCCUAUAAAAUUGCUAGAUCUUUGGAUUCGCCCUGUCUUUAGUGGUCGUGGAAGAAAGCUGACUGGUUCACUUGAAGCCCAUGCAAAUGGGUUUCGAUAUUCAACUUCAAGGCCGGAUGAACGUGUUGAUGUUAUGUAUGGUAAUAUCAAACAUGCGUUCUUCCAACCAGCAGAUAAGGAAAUGAUCACUCUUCUGCAUUUUCAUUUGCAUAAUCACAUAAUGGUGGGGAACAAGAAGACCAAAGAUGUUCAAUUUUAUAUUGAGGUGAUGGAUGUGGUCCAGACUGUUGGAGGUGGAAAGAGAUCUGCCUAUGACCCAGAUGAGAUUGAGGAAGAACAACGGGAGAGGGACCGAAAGAAUAAAAUAAACAUGGACUUCCAGAACUUUGUAAACCGGGUGAAUGAUGUUUGGGGCCAACCUCAAUUCAAAGCACUUGACCUUGAGUUUGAUCAACCCUUGAGAGAGCUUGGGUUCCAUGGAGUCCCCCAUAAAGCCUCAGCUUUUAUUGUCCCUACAUCAAGCUGCCUCGUUGAACUGAUAGAGACUCCUUUUGUUGUGAUCACCCUGAGUGAGAUUGAGAUAGUUAAUCUAGAGAGAGUUGGUCUUGGGCAGAAGAAUUUUGAUAUGACUAUUGUAUUUAAAGACUUCAAGAGGGAUGUCCUUCGGAUAGACUCUAUUCCAUCCACAUCGCUAGAUAACAUCAAGGAGUGGCUAAACACAACUGAUCUCAAGUACUAUGAGAGUAGAUUAAAUCUGAACUGGCGGCCUAUACUGAAAACAAUCACUGAUGAUCCAGAAAAAUUUAUAGAGGAUGGUGGUUGGGAAUUUUUAAACAUGGAAGUUAGUGACUCGGAUUCUGAGAACUCAGUGGACUCAGACCAAGGGUAUGAGCCUUCAGAUGUACAGUCUGACUCAGGAUCUGAAGAUGAGGGUGAUGACAGUGAGUCACUGGUGGAGUCUGAGGAUGAUGAGGAUGAGGACUCUGAGGAAGACUCAGAUGAGGAUGAGGGUAAGACAUGGGAAGAGUUGGAGAGAGAAGCAAGCUAUGCCGACAGGGAGAAGGGGGAUGACUCAGACAGUGAAGAAGAGAGAAAAAGAAGGAAGAUGAAGGCCUUUGGUAAGGCUCGAGCACCAGCUCGAGCACCUCAUAGAAGGAAUGCUAGCAGUAGUCUUCCCAAAAGGCCCAAGUUAAGGUGAAUGAAGGUGUCCGUCUUGUUUUAUUGAUAUGUCGAAGGUAAACAAGGUGUCUGUCUUGUCUUAUUGAUAUGUGGAAGGUAAACCAGUUGGUGCUGCAUCGGUAGAUGGUAGAUGCCUAAUCUAGCCAGUAAAAUCUCUCUUAUGAGAGAGCACAAGUUGAAAAUGUUUUUGUUAUAGUGCUGUUCUGUUUGGAUCUGGAUCAAACUUGUUCAAUUAUAUAGUCUGUGCUUGUAAAAUAGUGGGUUGAGGGUCAUAAAUUUUAGCAGGUCAGUUGCUUGUAAUGCUUUGGAUAUAGUAACAGCCACUGGAUGCUAGUUAGUCUUCUUCGCAAUAUCCAGGCAUGGUGACAUGUGGUUUUAGUUGCCCGAGCUCAAUGGGGACGUUAUAUCCCUUUAAAUUGUGAAACUUGUCCGGCUGAUAGAAGAAAGAGUGGUAUAUUUUCUUUGUA